UACUCUGGCUCAGAGAUGGCACAGGCCAUGGAGCUGUAUGACACCCCUGCCUCCAAGCUGGACUCCUUCGUGGCUCAGUGGCUGCAGCCCCACCGGAGCUGGAAAGAAGAGAUCCUGGAGGCCGUGAAGACUGUGCAACAAUUCCUGAGGGAAGAGCACUUUGAGGGGGAUUAUGGGCCGGACCAGGAGGUGCGGGUGCUAAAAGUGGUCAAGGUAGGCUCCUUUGGGAAUGGCACAGUUCUCAGGAACACUUUGGAGGUGGAACUGGUGGUGUUCCUGAGCUGUUUCCACAGCUUCCAGCAAGAGGCCGAGCACCACCAAGCCAUCCUGAGUCUGAUACAAAAAAAGCUAUGGUGUUGCCGUGAUCUGCUGGCGCUUGGGCUUGAGGACGUGGAGAUCAUCCAGGGAGUCCCCGACGCUCUUGUCUUCACCAUCCAGACCAGGAGGACCGCAGAGAUCAUCACUGUCACCAUCGUGCCUGCCUACAGGGCCCUGGGGCCUUCUGCUUCCAACUCUCAGCCAUAUCCUGAGGUCUAUGAGAGUCUGAUUGAGGCCCAAGGUUUCCCUGGAAAUUUCUCCCCAUCCUUCAGCGAGCUGCAGAGAAACUUCGUGAAACAUCGGCCAACCAAGCUGAAGAGCCUCCUACGGCUAGUAAAACACUGGUAUCUGCAGUAUGUGAAAGCCAAGUGCCCCAGGGCUGCGCUGCCCCCUGACUAUGCCCUGGAGCUGCUGACUAUCUACGCCUGGGAGAUGGGCACUCAAGAGGAUGAGAGUUUCAGGCUGGAUGAAGGCUUUACCACUGUGAUGGAACUGUUCCAAGAGUAUGAGUUCCUCUGCAUCUACUGGACCAAGUAUUACACAUUCCAGAACCCAGUCAUUGAGGAUUUUGUCAGGAAACAGCUCAAAAGAGACAGGCCCAUCAUCCUGGAUCCAGCUGACCCCACCCACAAUGUGGCAGAAGGGUACAGAUGGGACAUAGUUGCUCAGAGGGCCCGCCAGUGCCUGAAACAGGACUGUUGCUAUGACAACAAGGAGAAACCAGUCCCCAGCUGGAAUGUGAAGAAGGCACGAGACAUCCAAGUGACAGUGGAACAAUGGGGUUAUUCAGAUUUGAUCCUUAGGGUGAACCCUUAUAAGCCCAUAAAGAAGAUUCAAGAGAAGAUGUGGCAAAGCCGGUGCUGCUCAGGCUUGCAGCAUCUGUACCUCCAGGAGCUGGGUGCCAAGCAGCAGCUCCUCAGCAGCCAGUACUCCUUGGCCGAUUACGGUGUCUUCUCCAACACUCGCAUCUGUCUGGUGGAGACCAACUCCCACGAGAUCCAGGUCUUUGUAAAGAAUCCUGAUGGUGGGAGCGAUGCCUACACCACUGACGCCAAAGGCUUCAUCCUGGGCCUGAAACAGCAGAUUGAAUACAAGCAAGGGCUACCCAGAAAGCAGCAGCAGUUGGAGUUCCAAGGUCAAGUCCUGAAGGAUUGGUUGCCUUUGCAGAACUAUGGGAUCCAGCACCGCGACACCCUUAUCCUCUCCAAGAAGAAAGCUGAAAGGUUUCCAUUUCUGCCCAGAUAAUACAGGACUCAGCCUAUCAACCACUUCUUCCAGCCCUUGCCUGGGGAGGUGUGGCGUCUUCACCAGCUUUGGAAACAGCCUAGCCCUGCCAGUAGGGGAACAAGGAGGGAUGG
This is a messenger RNA of Canis lupus familiaris (dog), 1676 nucleotides long. RefSeq names its product 2'-5'-oligoadenylate synthetase like (gene OASL). Gene Ontology annotation, cellular component: nucleoplasm; cytosol; membrane. Lineage: Eukaryota; Metazoa; Chordata; Mammalia; Carnivora; Canidae. The coding region runs from base 16 to 1563 and encodes 515 amino acids. Gene Ontology annotation, biological process: regulation of ribonuclease activity; defense response to virus; negative regulation of viral genome replication. Gene Ontology annotation, molecular function: nucleotidyltransferase activity; protein binding; double-stranded RNA binding. The record is from RefSeq and is marked provisional. The transcript has 6 exons.